Sugiyamaella lignohabitans is the source of this 4017-nucleotide messenger RNA. RefSeq names its product Hkr1p (gene HKR1). The record is from RefSeq and is a predicted model, not a curated record. Lineage: Eukaryota; Fungi; Ascomycota; Dipodascomycetes; Dipodascales; Trichomonascaceae. Bases 1 to 4017 code for a protein of 1338 amino acids. The transcript is spliced from 2 exons.
AUGAAGCUAUCUACCAUAGCUUUUGUGGGGUUGACAGUCCUCCAGGCUGUGUUCGCUCAGUCUGUUACUGAGACUGUCUGUUCUGGAACAAACACUGUUACUACUGUUGUUCCAUGUACCGCUACUGGUGCUGUGUUAAAUUUGGUCACAACUAUCAAUGACGUUGGUCAAUUGUUGACCAAUGGUGAUUAUACUGAUGCAUCUCAAUCUCUCGUUCAAGCCGUUGAUACUCUUGGUUCUCUUGGUGAUCUUUCUCCCUGUGACGAGGUUUCUCUCGAACAAGCUCUUUCCAGUCUGAUUAGUGGUCUUUCAAGUGAUCUUGCCAACCUUGUUACUGAGGGUCUUUCUGCUUCUGAUCUUGAUGCCAUUGUUACUUUAUACGAUGCUAUUGAAGAACUUAUCUCGGAGCUUGGUUUCAGUUGUACAUUCACAAAUGGUCUGCUUACUCUUCUUGAGACUCUAGCGAGCGUCAUUAAUACCCUUAUUAACUUGUACAAUACGACGAUAGGUAUUCUAGCUGGCAGGAUAUCUACUAUCACCAGUCCGACUGUUUCAUGUAAUUCAGCAUCAAGUUCAGGUUUAGUGUGCACGGCAAGUUCAUCGGCUGCUUCCUCAGCGGCCUCUUCUUCUGCUGCCUCGUCUGCUGCUUCCAGCGCUGCUUCAUCUGCUGCUUCAUCCGCCGCUUCUAGUGCCGCUUCAUCUGCUGCUUCAUCCGCCGCUUCUAGUGCCGCUUCGUCUGCUGCUUCUAGUGCUGCCUCUUCCGGUGCUUCAUCUGCCGCUUCAUCUGCUGCCUCCUCAGCUGCUUCUUCGGCUGCUUCUAGUGCCGCUUCCAGUGCUGCUUCUUCUGCUGCUGCUUCUAGUGCCGCUUCUUCUGGUGCUUCUUCUGCUGCUGUUACCAGUGGCCCUUCUGCAUCCAUCAGUGUCACCGAGACUGUCUGUUCCGGUACCGCAACCGUCACGACUGUCGUUCCUUGUACCGCCAGCGGUGUUGUGUUGAACUUGGUUACCACUAUCAAUGAAGUCGGUCAACUUUUGACCAACGGUGAUUUUACUGAUGCUUCUCAAUCUCUUGUUCAAGCUCUUAACACUCUUGGUUCUCUUGGUGACCUCUCUCCUUGUGAUGAGCUCACUCUUGAACAAGCUCUUUCUGGUCUUAUCAGUGGCCUUUCCAGUGAUCUUGCUAACCUUGUUACUGAGGGUCUUUCUGCUUCUGAUCUUGAUGCCGUCGUUACUUUGUACGAUGCAUUGGAAGAACUUAUUGCCGAGCUUGGAUUUGACUGUACUUUUACUAAUACCUUAUUGACUCUCCUCGAGACCCUCGCUGGUGUUAUUAACACUUUGAUUGACCUGUACAACACCACUCUUGGAAUCUUAGCUGGUCAAAUUUCUACUAUCCAGAGCCCUACUAUUUCCUGUAACUCUGCUAGUAGCACUGGUUUGGUUUGUACCGCUUCGUCCAGUGCUGUUUCAUCUAGUGCUGCUUCUUCCAGCGCCGCUUCAUCUGCUGCAUCCAGUGCUGCUUCUUCUGCUGCUUCCAGUGCCGCCUCUUCAGCUGCUUCUUCUGCUGCCUCGAGUGCUGCUUCCAGUGCUGCCUCUAGUGCUGCAUCCAGUGCUGCUUCUUCUGCUGCCUCCAGUGCUGCUUCUUCAGGUGCUUCUUCUGCCGCUUCUAGUGCCGCUUCUUCUGGCGCUUCCAGUGCUGCUUCUAGUGCCGCUUCUUCUGGUGCUUCAUCUGCUGCUUCUUCUGGUGCCUCCUCUGCUGCUGUUACCAGUGGCCCUUCUGCCUCCAUUAGCGUUACUCAAACCGUCUGCUCUGGUACUGCUACCGUCACUACUGUCGUUCCUUGUACCGCCAGCGGUGUUGUGUUGAACUUGGUUACCACUAUCAAUGAAGUCGGUCAACUUUUGACCAACGGUGAUUUCGCUGACGCUUCUCAAUCACUUGUGCAAGCUCUUAACACUCUUGGUUCUCUUGGUGACCUCUCUCCUUGUGAUGAGAUUACUCUCGAGCAAGCCCUUUCUGACUUGAUUGGCGGUUUGUCCAGUGAUCUUACCAAUCUUCUUACAGAGGGUCUUUCGGCCUCUGACCUUGAUGCCGUUGUCACUUUGUACGAUGCUUUGGAGGAGUUGGUUGCCGAGCUUGGAUUUGACUGUACAUUUAGCAACCUUUUGUUAACUCUCCUGGAGACUCUCGCUGGUGUGAUUAACACUUUGAUUGACCUGUACAACACUACCCUUGGACUCUUGGCUGGUCAAAUUUCUACUAUCCAGAGCCCAACUAUUACCUGUAACUCUGCUAGCAGUACUGGAUUAGUCUGUACUGCUUCUUCUGCUGCUUCAUCUAGUGCUGCUUCUUCCGCAGCUUCUUCUGCUGCUUCGUCUAGUGCUGCCUCUUCUGCUGCUUCAUCUAGUGCCGCUUCUUCUGCUGCUUCAUCUAGUGCUGCCUCUUCUGCUGCUUCAUCUAGUGCCGCUUCUUCUGCUGCUUCAUCUAGUGCCGCUUCUUCUGCUGCUUCAUCUAGUGCCGCUUCUUCUGCUGCUUCAUCUACUGCUGCUUCUUCUGGUGCUUCCUCUGCUGCCUCCAGUGCUGCCUCAUCCGGUGCCUCUUCAGCUGCUGCUUCUAGUGCUGCUGCCUCUUCAGGUUCUUCCUCAGCUGCCGCUUCUUCUGCCGCAGCCUCCUCAGCUGCUGCUUCAUCUGGUGCUUCGUCUGCUGCUGCCUCUUCUGCCGCUUCUAGUGCUGCUGCCUCUUCAGCUGGUCCUUUCACCAACUCGACUAUCAGCUCUGCUGCUGCUUCUAGUGCUGCUGCUUCAUCUGCUGCUGCCUCGAGUGUUGCUGCUUCGACUAGUGCCGCUGCAUCAUCUGCUGCUGCCUCUUCUGCCGCUGCAUCAUCUGCUGCUGCCUCCUCUGCUGCUGCUUCGUCUGGUGCCGCCUCUUCUGCCGCUGCUUCUUCUUCCGCUGCUGGUCCUACCUUGGGAUGCAGAGGUAUCAACUGUCCUAACGGCGGUGCUUCCUCAUCUGCUGCUGCUUCUUCCGGUGCUGCUUCUGGCUCUGCUUCGGCUUCUGCUUCUGCUUCUGCCUCUGCUUCUGCUUCAACCUCCGGAGCUGCCUCUGCCUCUGCUUCCGCCUCUGGUGCUGCUUCUGCCUCUGCCUCUGGUGCCGCUUCUGCUUCGGCCUCUGCUUCUGCUUCAGUCACCACUUCUCCCGCUGGUCCUACCUUGGGAUGCAGAGGUGUCAACUGUCCUAACGGAGGUGCCUCUUCGGCUGCUGGUUCUGGUUCUGCCGCUGCUUCUUCCUCUUCUGUAGCCACUUCUCCUGCUGGAGGUAACGGUGGUUCUGGAUCUCCUACUGGAUCUGGUAGCGGAUCUUCUCCAAGUGGAACCAGUGGUAACGGUGGUUCUGGUCCUGGUAAUGGUGGAUCUGGUGCUGGCAACGGUGGUUCCGGUCCCGGCAAUGGUGGAUCUGGUGCUGGUAACGGUGGUUCCGGUGCUGGCAAUGGUGCUGGUAAUGGUUCUGGUAAUGGCGGCUCUGGCGCUGGCAAUGGAGCUGGUAAUGGUGGAUCUGGUGCUGGCAAUGGAGCUGGUAAUGGCUCUGGUGCUGGUAACGGUUCUGGUUCUGGUCCUGCCUCGACCAACCCUGAAAACAACUUCUCCGGUUCUGGCAAUGGUGCUGGUAAUGGUGGAUCUGGCGCUGGUAACGGUGCUGGCAAUGGUGCUGGCAACGGAUCUGGUGCUGGUAAUGGAGCUGGUAACGGAUCUGGUGCUGGAGCUGGUAAUGGAUCUGGUGCUGGUAACGGCAACGGUUCUGGAGCUGGCAAUGGCGCUGGCAACGGUUCUGGCGCUGGUGCUGGCUCUGGCUCUGGCUCUGGCUCUGGUGCUGGUAAUGGCGCCGGUGCCGGUGCCGGUAAUGGUUCAGGCUCGGGCUCAGGUAAUGAACAAACUGGCCCUGCCGAAAACACAUCCGGUGCAUCUAAAAUCACAAUCAGUUCCUUGGUUGUUUUCUGUUCUUUAUUAUUGGUCCUUUAG